Lycium ferocissimum is the source of this 531-nucleotide messenger RNA. RefSeq names its product DELLA protein GAI-like. Lineage: Eukaryota; Viridiplantae; Streptophyta; Magnoliopsida; Solanales; Solanaceae. The coding region runs from base 1 to 531 and encodes 176 amino acids. The record is from RefSeq and is a predicted model, not a curated record. The transcript is spliced from 2 exons.
AUGGAAGAUUCAGAUUACUCUAGUGUUUCUAAUACAAAUGCAAUCAUCUUCAAUGGUGCUUCUGAUUUUUCAGUGCGGACUGAGAGCUUAAUAUCAGGUCCCAAUAUUCCUAAUUCAUCUUCAACGAGUGAAGACGAAUACCAGCAGCAGAUUUCAACGGCUGCUGGCGGUCGUGGUACUGAUGAUUCGAUGACCAUAUCAUCAUGUGGAUCUUCCAGCUGGUUUAAGAAUAAUAAUGAUAAGCAAAGUGAUCAGCAAGAGAUUAGGAUAUUUAAUGUUGAUUUCAGGGCACUUUCUCAGGUUGGUGCUUGCAGUACGAGUAAUAAAGGAUUAGAGAGCAAUAACAGACUUAAUUCUUGUUUAUCGCCGGAUAUAGAAACUAGGAUUAGGCUUGUCAAUAACUUGAUGGCUUGUGCCAAGGCAGUCCAACAGAAGGACCUAAGUCUAGCAGAGGAACAUAUCAGGGACAUAAAAAUACUUGCAAUUUCACAAACUGGAGCAAUGAAAGAAGUGGAUAAGGCCGCAAUUUAG